Molecule: messenger RNA, 829 nt
Organism: Paramuricea clavata
Lineage: Eukaryota; Metazoa; Cnidaria; Anthozoa; Malacalcyonacea; Plexauridae
Source: the annotation of a GenBank genome assembly
CAUUACUAUUAAUGAAGAAGGCGGAUGUUUUCAUGUCCCUGUAGCAAGUGCCUUCCUUCAAUUUCCACCAAAUGCUGUUGAGGAGAAAGUAACUCUAAAGUGUAGCCGAGUGAAAUAUAAAGAAUGUGAAGUGAAACCAAGAGACGGGGAAGUAUUCGUAAGCCGGAUCCUUAAAGUUGAACCAGAGGGCGUGAAAUUUAAGAAACCUGUGACAGUUCUUUUAUCCCACUCGCUCUACGAGGACCAGGAUUUUCUGUAUUUUUAUGAGUUGAUCGUUGAAAAUGUUAGCCCGACUGGAUGGCAGGAGUUAAAGACAGAACGAAUAAGCUCCAUUGAAGGUAUUAUUGAUAAUUUUAAACCGUGUUGUUAGAAUAUACUAAUUGGCUAAAUUUUCAUGAGUCCUACUUAAAUUUCUGGGUCGUUAGUGAAGAAAAAAAAAGCGCCCCGAUGAUAACCACCACCACUCAAAAAUGAGAGAAAAAUUUAUUAAGCCCUCUGUGUAAUGAUUUUCUGCGUUUCGUCAAAAUCAACCCUUCCCUUCUCUUUCAGUAAUCCUCUUUUCCCCUCUCUGAAAUUAUUAAUUAUUUACUUUUUAGAUGUUCCAAAAGAAAUGUAUAAUAAAGAGAUCUUGGAUGAUUAUUUGCCAUUUGCCAAAGCGACCAUACACGAAACCUGUACCUUAAUUGCUGCAACACGAGUUAGGUCUGAUCAGAUUUCGAUACCAACAAACAGAAAUUAUGCCUUUUUUAAGCAGUAUGGAGACAAUACAGAACUGAAUAUCACAUUUCCGUUUGGUGUCACAGAGGAGAUACUAAAUUUGACAGUUCAG